AUGGCGACACCACCUGGCUCUGGCUCGGGCUCGGGCUCAGCCUCUCCGGGUCUCGACUCGUUUCCUCAGGUUGCCAUUGAGAUGACCUCGACGCCUAGUACGGCCAACCCUGUGCGCGAACGACGAUUCUCAAACGCCUCUUCCAUCCCUCGCCGGCUGUCCAAGAGCUUUCAGGAAGCCGAGCUGCCCACAGGCUUUCUCGGUGCCACAGCAGAUAUGACAUCGUCCGUCUUUGUUGCCGGCCGCACACGAUCGAGCAGCGGCCGCACGCGGUCGAGCACCGGCGGCCGCACUCGGUCGUCUGUCUCCAGUGCCAACGACGACAGGACGCGGCCUUUCACACAGCAGCGACUGGGCGCUAUCCGGACCGAAGACACGACGUUGGCGAUCCUCGAGGAGCCCCAGCGUAUGUCCGUGUCGUUCGACCAGGCUCGCAGCCGAGGCGAGGGCGAGAAGUCGAUUGCCAAGUCGGAUGAGCCGACAAUCGUCGCAACAAGCGAGUCGCACGAUGCCUGCAGUGGACCGGACGACGGCACUGAUGUCAGGCUGGGUGCCAAGAUGCCCGCAGCCAACGCUGACGCCGCCGAGGGCAGAGAGUACGACAACGGCUACCACUUCCCGCCGCAGUACUCCAAGAGCGACAACUUUCGCCACGCCGCCAUUGCCUUUGGCAAGUACAUCCGCACGCCGGUCGGCUUUCUGGUCCUCAUCUACGGCCUCAACGUCGUCGCCUGGGGCGCCAUGCUGUUCUUUCUGCUGCUGGAUGCUAGCCCGGCCAUGUGUCAUCCGAGCUGCGGCAACAUCAACUCGCCGCGGCGCAUCUGGGUCGAGAUCGACUCGCAGAUCCUCAACUCGCUCUUCUGCGUCACCGGCUUCGGCAUGGCCCCCUGGCGCCUGCGCGACCUCUUCUUUCUGCUGCGCUUCCGUCUGGCCAAGAACCUGCUCAGUCUGCGCCGUCUCGCCGGCGUUCACCGCGGCUGGAUCCGUCUGCCCGGCUCCGAGAACCUGCCGCUCGACGUCGGUCCUACCAACAUCCCCGACGACACGCCGCGGAGCGUCCUUCCCUUCCCCGAGUCCAAGAUCCCCGACGUGCCGCUGACGGGCGAGCGUGCUCCGCCGACGGCGCUCUGGCGCGUCGACUUUGUCCUCUGGAUGAACGCCGGCAACACCUUUUUGCAGUGUGUGCUGUCCGGCUUCAUGUGGGGCAUGACUCGCCACAACCGGCCGUCCUGGGCGACGGGCCUGUUUGUGGCGCUCGGCUGCAUCUCCGGUGCCGUCGGCGGUCUUGGCAUGUUUUACGAGGGCAAGCGGGUCAAGGGCAUUGAGGGUGUGCCGUUGACGCACGAGGAUUACGAAAAGCUGGCACAGGAUCGCGCGUUGGGGAUCAGCCACUACAAUAACCUCGACGGCAAGAAACCCAAGGAGAAGGUGAUAGACCUGGAGGCGGUCAAGGAGCCGGUCAAGUAG
This is a messenger RNA of Grosmannia clavigera kw1407, 1467 nucleotides long. RefSeq lists its product as uncharacterized. Bases 1 to 1467 code for a protein of 488 amino acids. The record is from RefSeq and is a predicted model, not a curated record. The transcript has a single exon. NCBI's taxonomy places the organism in Eukaryota, Fungi, Ascomycota, Sordariomycetes, Ophiostomatales, Ophiostomataceae.